Salvia miltiorrhiza (redroot sage) is the source of this 1445-nucleotide messenger RNA. Its product is annotated as amino acid transporter AVT1I-like. Gene Ontology annotation, molecular function: amino acid transmembrane transporter activity. The transcript is spliced from 3 exons. The coding region runs from base 110 to 1369 and encodes 419 amino acids. Lineage: Eukaryota; Viridiplantae; Streptophyta; Magnoliopsida; Lamiales; Lamiaceae. The record is from RefSeq and is a predicted model, not a curated record. Gene Ontology annotation, biological process: amino acid transmembrane transport. Gene Ontology annotation, cellular component: plasma membrane; vacuolar membrane.
UAUAAGAAAGAGGCACCAAGGCUAAGACACUUACACACUCCUACAACAAAAACUGGAGAAAAUAUUUGGCUGCAUCUUUCUCGUUCCGUUUUCACAAAAGAAACAUAAAAUGCAAGUCCUAGAAAAAGACGUGCUUUCUGUUUGCAGUGUGGGCAAAUCUGAGAGAGGUGAAUCAGUGAACCACGAUUCAACUGGGACAACCUCAUUUUUCAAGACAACUUUCAAUACUGUCAACACCCUUGCAGGGGUAGGGAUUAUGUCGAUUCCAUAUGCCAUAUCAUCUGGAGGUUGGUUAAGCCUUAUAGGUCUAUUAGUUAUUGCUAGUGCAACCUUCUAUACGGGCUUGUUGAUUAAAAGAUGUAUGGACGUAGACCCGAGUGUAAGAAGCUAUCCUGAUAUUGGCGCUAAAGCUUUUGGAAGAAAAGGAAGAAUACUUAUCUCUGUUUCCAUUCAUCUUGAACUUUUCUUAAUUGCCGUAGGUUUUCUAAUAUUAGCUGGGGAUAACUUGCAUAAAUUACUACCAAACCUGGAAACAAACAUACAUGGUAUCCAAAUCGGAGGACCGCGGAGUUUCAUCAUACUAGUUGCCCUCAUUGUACUACCUGUGAUUUGGAUAAAUAAAAUGACCACUCUCUCAUACAUAUCCGCCACUGGUGUCUUAGCCUAUAUGGUCAUACUAGGAUCAGUUUUAUGGUCAGGCCUAUUUGAUGGUGUCGGAUUUCGUCAGAAUGGAGUGCUUAUAAACUGGAGUGGACUGCCUACAGCUUGCAGCUUGUAUACUAUGUGCUAUCAUGCUCAUUCAGUUUUCCCCACUCUGUACACUUCGAGCAGAAAUCAUGGACAAUUCCACUUGGUUCUGCUCAUCAGCUUUCUGUUCAGUACAGUAACCUAUGCUUCAAUGGCGAUCAUCGGAUACCUAAUGUUUGGAUCAGAAGUACAAUCACAGAUAACAUUGAGUCUUCCAACAAAUAGUUAUAGCUCUAAAGUGGCACUUUUUACUGCUUUAAUCAAUCCUAUAGCCAAAUAUCCAUUGUUGUUAAAGCCAAUAGUUGACACGAUCGAAACCCAUUUCCAAUCUUACUGUGAGAGAAAAUUCUACCGUUUGUUGCUAAGGACUAUCUUGCUUGGAAUCAGUAUUACCAUAGCUGUGGCCCUACCGUAUUUUGGGUAUCUAAUGUCACUUAUUGGAGCAUUUUUUAGUGCAACAGCUUCAAUAUUACUACCAUGCAUAUGCUACUUGAAGAUCUCACAGGCUUAUAGGAAGAUUGGUUUUGAAUUGGCUGCCAUUGCCUUCAUCAUGCCUAUGGGCCUUGUUAUCCUUCUUUUUGGUACUUAUAUUUCCAUGUUGCAAAUAAUCAAUAGCCUUUAGAUAACACCGCGUAGAUUUGAUAUAGAUAUUUAUCAUCACUAAUAAAAAGUACGCGCGAUGUUCGUGAUUUUAUUCA